UGCUACUUUAUUCUUGGUGAUCACAGAGAUGCAUGCUAUGAUAUGACGGCGUCUCAUCCGUGAUGAUUUCUUAUUCUAAUUCUCAUCGACGCUCAUGAACCACAGCUGAAGAGGCGCCUGAUCAGUUGAAAUCUUGCCAUCAUGUUUAUCCUGACCAAAUUCUCCGAUCUGGUGCAGAUCUCCCCAGAGGACUUCUCGAAGCACAGUAUUGUAGCAAUCGAGGACAAUAUUAAUGCCAAAUAUGCAAACAAGGUAGUUCAAAAAAUUGGACUGUGCAUCUCCCUGUAUGAUGUUUUGUGGACGUCAGAAGGCUUGAUAGGCCACGGCACAGGCCUCGUAAAUGUCAAUGUCGAGUUUCGUAUGAUAGUAUUCAGACCUUUCAAGGGAGAGGUUAUGCUCGGCAGGAUACGUAGUUCAACACCUUCCGGAAUUCAUCUGAGAACAGACUUCUUCGACGACAUCUUUAUCCCGUACGAAGAGCUUCCGCAGGGGGCUGAAUACAAUCACAGCGAACAGAUUUGGAUAUGGAAUUUUGAUGAAGAGCGCCUGUUUUACGACAACCACGAAAUGGUCCGUUUCCAGGUCAUUGACGAAGAAUGGCACGAUCAGACUCCAGCCGGUCCCACUCAAGCAGAAGACACACCGGCAAAGACGCCUUAUAAGAUCAAAGGCAGCAUGGCUGCUGAAGGUCUUGGUGUGUGUCUAUGGUGGGAUGGUGCCUGAUUGGAUUGUUUAGAGGCGUUUGAAGAGCACAAUGUAUUAAUGAUUAUAUUUCCAUACUGUCGGGUCUACAAUAUUUUACACCUUGAUUCUCUCCAGCAGUCGCUCCUCGAUGCCGUCCAGGACGGAAUAAUGCUCAAUGACGGCCAAGUUUUCGGCCUCGGCCUUGAACAUCUUGUGGGGAUCCUGACCAGGGGCCAUGGGGCCAACGGGCAUCUGUUGUUGCUGCAUUUGCUGAGCAAUUUGGCUCGCAGCUGGUGACGUGUUAGGAGAUAUUCUAUUAUGCUUGAUAGAGGAUGUAUGGUAUUAGUAUGCUUACCGUUGUCACUUCCAAGGAGGAACACAUAGACAAAUUGGAGACCGAAGAUACACAAAAAGUACCAGCUG
Trichoderma harzianum CBS 226.95 is the source of this 1107-nucleotide messenger RNA. RefSeq lists its product as hypothetical. Gene Ontology annotation, biological process: transcription initiation at RNA polymerase III promoter; DNA-templated transcription. The record is from RefSeq and is a predicted model, not a curated record. The transcript is spliced from 5 exons. Gene Ontology annotation, cellular component: RNA polymerase III complex. Bases 142 to 723 code for a protein of 193 amino acids. Lineage: Eukaryota; Fungi; Ascomycota; Sordariomycetes; Hypocreales; Hypocreaceae.